AAAACAUAGAACUUUAUUUUAUGAAUAUUAUUGUCUUAAAUUGGUGCAUUAUUCUAUCAAUUGAAGAAGAAAAAUGACGAAAAAAAUUGUCAUUAGGGUUUCUAUAAAUGGAAACUCACAUCUUACAAUGAAGAAGUUUGUUGUAGAAUUUUUGAAGUUAAAGUACUUUGUAAAAUGUUGUGGGCACAAAUCCCAAUGUAGUCGCUCCAAAAAUCAAAGGAAGAUUUUAUCAAUUGCAGCAAAAAUACCAAGACUAGAGAAAGUAGCUAUAGAAGGAGAAGAAAAGAAUGAGCUAAUGGUGAUAGGUGAAGGAAUUGAUGUAGCAAAGCUUGUCACUAUACUAAGGAAGAAAGUUGGCUUUGCUGAUGUUGUGAGUGUUGAUCUAGUGGAUAAAAAGAAAGAAGAAGAACCAAUAGUACCAUUGGUUUAUGGCAAUUAUCAAAUGCCCCCUCUUCAAUUUUGGGAAGUUAGAGAUCCCUACAACUAUUCUUUUGGUGAUUUAAUUUAUAUUUAAUGGGGCUCAAGAAUAUUUAGCUUUGGAAUAAUAAGUUUCAACUUUAAAA
Molecule: messenger RNA, 563 nt
Organism: Capsicum annuum
Lineage: Eukaryota; Viridiplantae; Streptophyta; Magnoliopsida; Solanales; Solanaceae
Product: heavy metal-associated isoprenylated plant protein 47
Exons: 3
Coding region: 74-514 (146 amino acids)
Source: RefSeq, a predicted model, not a curated record